AUGCCCGAGACGCUUGCGUACCCGGGUUGGCACUAUGCUGGCAUGGUCUAUCGACAUCUCAAAGCCACUGACACCCUGACUUUCAAUUCCUGGACGCUGUUCCAGAAAGCAUAUCCGAACCAGCUAGAUCUCACCCAUGCUUUCCGCGUAAGCCACCACGACUCCCUCGCCUCCUGGCCUUCCAUCGUCAAAAGCCUGACCGCGCUCGACGGCAGUGUGCUCACCCGCUUCUGCGCCCACGGCACGGAUCUGGACCUCUCACAGUUACUGUCCCUUGCGAACAUUCCGACGUUAGCAGCUCUGGUCCAAGUCGGCGACUCCAGACACCCCGGGGACUGCGCGGCGUUGAGCGAGUCCAGCGUGCGUGCCUGGUGUCGCGCGGUGCGCGAAAAGAAGGCGUUACGGAAGCUGAAGCUGCUCUUUUUGUCUUGCAUGUCUGACGCGCUACCACGGCACCUUGAUGCGUUUCCGGCGCUGAGGCUUGUCGGUGUGGAUCGUCGUCACUCGACUGGCGGGUGGGAUGCUACUCCGAAGGCCUGCGGUCGGUGGGUCCGUCCUGGCUCUGUUGAUCAAGACAAGUUUACCCAGACGGUGUGCGGGUCGCGGUACUCGAUAGCCGAGAAGACGGAGCGUCUGUGCGGAUUUGCUGAGGAGCUGCCAUCGCCCGAGGGAGAAGUUGACGAUUUGGUUACGCUUUCUUUGACUUGUGAUGCUGCUGCAGAGCCUUAUCUUCGGAGUGAGAGUAUAGCAUGGUUCGUCCGCGACCCAGCUGCAAAAGAAACACAGCCGCGUGUUGCUCGGCCUAUACAAGAUGGGAGCGACCGCGCGACGAAGAAGCGUAAAGUCAGACAGGAGAAGCAGCAAGAUGUUGCCUCACUGCUUGGAUUAUUUGGCUGA
Molecule: messenger RNA, 897 nt
Organism: Ascochyta rabiei
Lineage: Eukaryota; Fungi; Ascomycota; Dothideomycetes; Pleosporales; Didymellaceae
Exons: 2
Coding region: 1-897 (298 amino acids)
Source: RefSeq, a predicted model, not a curated record